Molecule: messenger RNA, 7744 nt
Organism: Cydia pomonella (codling moth)
Lineage: Eukaryota; Metazoa; Arthropoda; Insecta; Lepidoptera; Tortricidae
Gene: Dap160
Product: intersectin-2-like
Exons: 28
Coding region: 416-3949 (1177 amino acids)
Biological process (GO): clathrin-dependent synaptic vesicle endocytosis; endosomal transport
Cellular component (GO): plasma membrane; presynaptic membrane; clathrin-coated pit
Molecular function (GO): molecular adaptor activity; protein binding; calcium ion binding
Source: RefSeq, a predicted model, not a curated record
UAAACAGUUUGGUCAAGUUUGAUAUUUGAGCGCACCCGCAGGUGGUUUCGGAAAUUGUUUUGCAUGUUUCAUGUUUUCGUUUUAUGAAUGUGCUAGGGCUAAAUCAAAAAGGUUAUAGUUUUCUAACACAUGUAUCCGUUGUUUUCUAAAAAAUAAUAAAAUCUUACUCAACCCAAAGCGCUGUUAUUUGCAAUAGAACGUAGUGAUUAUAUGGUCUUUGUUUGCAAUCACACUAGAGUCAAAGGUUACACCGAUCACCAUUUCUGAACGCUACACGGUUGUCAGUUUUGACAGUUACAUCUCGAUCAAUACAUUCAGGAGAUUUCCUGCCUACUUUUUAUCCCAAAAAAUUACGUUUAUUAGGAAAAAGGGGCGUUAGAAAUACUUUGUAACCGCGGCAACACGUACUAACAAAAUGGGAGAUCCGUGGGUGAUACAGCCGCAUGAGCACGCAAAGUUCGCAGAGCACUUCCGAAACCUUGGUCCGGCUAAUGGGAACCUGAGCGGGGAGCAGGCCAAGCGGUUCAUGUUGCAGUCUCAACUGCCGCCACCGGUACUUGGACAGAUAUGGUCUUUGGCGGACUGCAAUGCCGACGGGAAACUGGACCUCAAGGAGUUCUCUAUUGCUUGCAAGAUAAUCAAUUUGAAACUGCAUGGUAUUGAAGUACCUAAGGUCCUGCCACCAUCUUUGCUGGGAUCACUCAGUCCUACAGGACCCCCAAAACAAGCGUUCCCAGCUCCAGCGAAGCCCCCAAUACCCCCCAUGCCUUCAAUCCCCCAACAACCUCUAAUAGGGGGUAUAUCACCACAAGGGGGUAUGCCAUCACAAGUUGGUAUGCAACAACCAACACAGUCACUACUGGGUGACUUCGGACAACCGUCACGCCCAGCCGGACCUACUGUACCUGACCUCAUAUCUGGUGUCAAACCUAUGACCCAACCGAUGGGCCCACAAAUGACACCAGCGCCUAUGCAACCAGUUAUGCCAACACAACCAAUCAUGCCAGCGGCGCCUUUGAUCCCAAGUCAACCAAUGGCCGCCCCAAUGAUACCAGCGCAACCUUUAAUACCAAACCAACCAUUAGCGCAACCAAUAGUGCCGAAUCAACCAUUGGCACAAACUAUGGGGCAACCAUUAGUGCCAAAUCAACCUAUGGCACAACCAAUAAUACCAAAUCUACCUAUGGGGCAACCAAUGAUCCCAAACCAAGGAAUGGCCCAGCCGUUGGUGCCAAAUCAAUCACUCGUAGGCGCAGCGCCAUUGAUAUCAUCCCCACCGCAACCCUUGAUAUCGGGGACCACCAUGGGUUCUUUGAUUAGCAGCCCGCCGAAGCCUGUGAACACGGUCGCGGGUUCAAUCCAGCCUGUUACCAGCACGCCCAUUGCGGCUGUUAAGGCUGAAGAGACUUCUAAGCCAGCGUCAUUGGCAGGCUCAGCUCACGUUUCGGCCGUCACAAGUCCGGUGGAGCCGCUCGGCGUCAUGAGCCCGCCUGCCGUCGCCGAGUGGGGCAUCCCACAGCCGCAGAAGCUCAAGUAUACUCAACUCUUCAACGCGACGGAUCUGCAGAAAAGCGGCUGGGUGUCGGGCGCUCGUGCACGCUCCAUCAUGCUUCAAUCACGUUUGCCUCAGGCUGCUCUGGCCCAGAUAUGGGCAUUGGCUGAUUUGGACUCAGACGGCCGGCUCGGCUGCGAAGAGUUCGUGCUGGCUAUGUACCUGUGCGAAAAGGCUACUCAGGGCGAGCCUGUGCCCGCCAAGCUGCCGCCCGAACUGAUCCCGCCUACGUUCAGACGUCAGUCCGUGACCAGUAUUACCAGUAACCAGUCCUACGAAGAGCGUCGCCGAGAAAACAUGGCGCGUGGACAGGCCGAGCUGGAGCGAAGACGCGAACAGUUGGAAAAAGAAAAGGCUGAGCGGGAGCGUAAGGAAAGGGAAGAGGCAGAGAAGAAGGAAAAGAUAAGAUUAGAGGCGCAGAAGAAGGAACAAGAGGAACUGAUGAGGAAACAGAAGGAAGAACAAGAAAAACGCGAGGCUGCAAGAAAGGAGAUGGAAAGGCAAUGCCAGCUAGAAUGGGAGAAAAAGAGAACACGGGAACUGGAAGCUCUCCGCACCGAAGAGCAAACCAAAGUCCUGAGCCUCAAAGCCAAGAGCCAAGCUCUAUCAGCAGAGCUAAGCACUGUCGCCACCAAAGCCGGCAACUUGGCGAAAGACAUUCGCAGCAGUCGGACUGCUGUGGCCGCUGCUAAAUGCACUAUCGAUGGCAUGAGGUCGGACCGCGACUCGAGCAUGGCCGAAAUGCAGCAGCUUAAAGCGCGAGUGAAAGAACUCAACGCAAAACAGAUCGCCCUUAACAAGGAGAAGGCCGAGCUGGAUGCCAAGGCUAAGGCGUCAGAGGGCGCUGGCGAAGACGGCAAGCUUAGCAUGAUGGAGGUCACACUCAAACAACUGCGAGAUAAGGUGGAAGCAGCAAAGGCGAUAGUCGAAAGCAAGAAGACCGACCUUGACACCAACCAGACACAACUGUCAGAGCUGACAGCGAGAGUGACAGAGCUCGGUGACAAGUGUCAGAAGGUCUGGCAGCUAUACGAGGAGAAACGGCAGGAGUACUUGGAGCGGAAGACCACAGCACCUGCUGAGAGCGCCUGGGGUGCUACUGAAGCAGACUGGGGCACGUCAGACGACGCGUGGGGCGAGCCAGCCGCGGAGUCUGCGUGGGGCGACGCCCCCGCCGCCACAGCGACGGAGACAGUGCCAUCUACUAUCACACCAUCAUCAUCAUCGGCGCCUCGCUGGCGCUGCGUAUACGAGUUCACGGCUCGUACUGUGGACGAACUGAGUCUCCAGUGCGGUGAUUUGGUGAGCGAAGCCGUGGCACCAAGGGGCGACGCGGAGCCCGGGUGGCGAUGGGGUACCGCUAGAGGUCAAUCUGGCUGGUUCCCGGAAUCCUACGUGGAAGAUAUCAACGCCGCGUCAGCUUACGCCACCGAGGUCAUUGAACCACUGGAAACUAAGACGCAACUCGAAGGUAUUGCUGAAGUCCCUGAAGCUGAAAUCGCUAAUGAUCUCGGUGGAGCCAUGCCAGUUGUUGAGGGAGGUGAUUUCUACAUAGCAGCGUACCCAUACAACUCAGCUGAACCUGGUGACCUGGUGUUCGAGGCAGGAGAGAGGAUCGAGGUCAUGCGGCGAGACGGCGACUGGUGGACCGGACGUAUUGGCAACAGGACCGGUAUCUUCCCAUCCAACUACGUGACAAAAGACGCUACGACGACCUCGGAACCGAUCGCGCCCAUACCGGAGGCGGUGGAACCGGACCCGGAACCGGAACCGGAACCCGCGCCGCAGCCCGCGGCGGUCACACCGGUGUUGCCCACCGAACCGGUACAGGAGCAAAAAUCCUCCACGCCAAUCUCGUCAGAAGUGGCCGCCAUUACCGACAAUGCGUCCGUGCCGCGACCAGCGUCGGCCGCUCGGCGAGAUUCUGGUCGCGAUUCUGCGACUGGACGCAGGAAGGCCGAGGUGGCUCAGGCUAUCGCUGCGUAUACCGCUACCAGCGCCGAACAACUGUCCCUAACCAAAGGCCAACUCUUGGUGGUCCGUAAGAAGGCUGACACCGGUUGGUGGGAGGGAGAACUACAAGCUAAAGGUCGCAAUAGACAAGUUGGCUGGUUCCCUGCUAGCUACGUCAAGGUGUUACAAUCUUCGGGCCGCACUUCGGGCAGAACGACCCCCGUGCUGUCGUCUAAAAUGGACGCCAUGCCGGCCGAGACAGUCAUCGAUAAGGUGAUCGCGCUGUACCCGUACACAGCUCAAAACGCCGACGAGCUAAGUUUCGAGAAAGACGACAUCAUAGCAGUCACCGAUCGUAGCCAAGAUCCUGCUUGGUGGCAAGGCGAACUUCGCGGGAUGACUGGAUUGUUCCCGAGCAACUACGUCACCAAACUAGUUAACUAAAUGUCACCAAAUUAGCCCCUAAACUAUGUAAUCACAUUCAUAUACUAAACUGUAAUAGAUCAGUUACAUUAAUCGUUCCCUUGAAGUUUAAAAACUUUAAAAUACCAAUAACCCUUGAACAGCCAAAGACAUUGACAUAUAUCUAAGGACGGGCCUUACGGGUACUAAGAAUGGUUCUAGUUCAGCGGUAUCACUCACGAAUUCGAGCCAAUCGUGCAGUCUGGAACUAGUUGCGACCAAUCGCGCGCGCGAUGCGAACGCAUCAACCAAUCGCGUUGUGGCGUUAGACUGCACGAUUGGCUCGAAUUCGUAAGUGACACCGCUGUACUGGCUCCAUUCUUAUUGCCCGUCCAUGGCCAAAGACGUCAACUGACGCGCGGCUGCAGCCCAAUAUCUACCUUCGUGCAUUCCGACAAGGUUCAAAAUGGCGCGCGUUCAAAGGAUUAAUCUUCACUCUACGGCUAUGAGUAUGUAGAAAAAAAAUACCGUAUUUAAAUGCGCCAUGAAUAUUCGAAGUUAUAAAAACUCAAAUAUGAUAAGACCUAGCUAGAUCGAUUUUUCGCUCGUUUAAACGUAUAAGAUAUUAUAGUAUGUGAUCGAAAGUACGUUAUUGCCGAGAGGGAGAAUGAAGCAAAAUACUGACCAUAAACUUAUAUUAAAUAUAUUAAAAGAUUGGUCAAUAAUACCUUCAAGAAGGGUAGUGUCUCGCCUCCCCCUCCCCCCUACCUGCCGCCGCCGCCGCACGUGGAGAGCUGCACCACGCAGUCUGCGUCGGUCCGCCAACGCGUACUCGCAUUGAAGCUCCUCGGUAUGGAGCGAAACAUGUAGACUCUACAUGUUCAACAUUGUAGAGUCAACUUCGACUUAAUAAUACAUCAUUGACCCGGUUUAACCUUUUGAACCUUUAUAUCAUAAACAAAAACAUCACUCAAACGCCAAGCUCCCGGGCGCGAGCAAGCUAAUGUAAACCUUAGGUACUCUAAAGUGUGAAGGUUACUUUGACAGCGUACGUCAUGACACCUAUAGGUGUCCUUGGCGCUGUGGGCACGACUAGUAACGACGACUGUAGGGGUUCUUGGCGUUCAAAGGGUUAAUAUAUUUAAUAUAGCAAAGUCAACUUUGCCGUACAUUAUUGAGAAAAUGAAUAUUUCUAGAAAACCCACUUUAUAAUAUGCUUAUAGAAAUCACUAUAAUGUUUGUAGUAUUGUAAAUGUUUACAAGUAGAGAUAUAAUACUCAAACCUACGUUACAAAAUAUUCAACAAUUGGGUAAAAAAUAUUUUCGUUGUCUCGUUUCUGACCACUCUGUCACGCUUGUAUUUAUGUCUUCUGUCAAAUAAAAAAAAAGUCGAGUGCUUUUGCAUAUCUUUCUAGCUGCAGAUUAUAAUUAACAUGAAAAAAAAAAAAAAAAACAAAUGUAUCUCAUACAAAAAAGCUACACUCCGUCACAUUUUUUGGCGACAAAAAACGAGACAACGAAAAUAAUCUUGACCCAAUAGGCGGUCCACACAGAGCGAGCAUACGCGCGAGGCAAUUUCCUCACGCACAAUACGGCCAGUGUAGACGAGCCUCGGACGAGGAAAACGCGCGCGCCGCCUCGGUUGAUUGAUUGAUUUAUUUAUUUCUUGGUAAAAUCGUUGUUUUACAAGUCAGGAUUACAUUAAAUAAUUACAUAAUAAGAUUAAAAUAACUAAUAUUUACAAAUGAUAACAUUUACAACUAAAUCUUAUAUUUAUAAUUAAUCAAGCAUUAAGGACCAUACAACUUUUACGGGUUACUUAUGAACUCCACGGAGAAAAUCGUCAACGCUGUAGCAUACCUGUGCGAUUAGCAGCGCUUUAAGUUUCUUGGUAAACACAGAGUCACUUUCCGCGGACUUUAUGUCAGGCGGAACCAAGUUGUAAAUCUUGGCCCCAAUGACACUGAGUGAAUUCCUGAGCUUAGCAACGGGGGCAACCAACAUUGGCUGUCUGCGGUUGUUAUCACCACGGCUAGAGUUGGUUUUAUACCUAGCGAGGUUAGACCUGACAUAUUGGCACGCUGUCAAUAUGUAGACAGAAGGUAGCGUUAACACUCGGCCGAGGCACGUCUACACUGGCCGUUUAGUGCGCGAGAAAAUUGCCUCGCACGUAUGCUCGCCCGUGUGGACCCGCCUAAUUACUUUAAAUUACUUGUUAUGACGUUAAAAUAUUCAUUCCAUUUUUUUUACUUUAUAUAUAUAGUGUUAUCUAUUAUGUAAAGGUGUCUGUGGGAGAAAGGAGGUAAAUUAUUACACGGAUUAUUUCCUCUAGUUACCAGUGGUUAUAAACGAGAUGUUUUUUCUCGCUUAGUAGCACUGAGAAUAAAUAAAUCCUGAAACAGAAUUAUUUUUCUCAGGACAGGUGAGAAAAAAAAUCUUAUUUUUUUCCAUUGGUAGGAAUAGAAAGGUAAAAUCUAAGGAAAAACGUGGCCCUUAGUUUGACAUCCGAAACAGAUGGCGCUGUACUGCGCCAUAUGUUGUGCGGUCACUGAAUUGUCAAACGUCUACUUUUGACAAUCAGAGAGAGAGAGAGAGAGAGAAAAUGUAUGGAGCUGUACAGCGCCAUCUCGUUUACCUGUCAAAAUCGAAGCUCGAAAUUGUCUUAGAUUUUACACAUCUUACUCAAUCAAUGUAUCUUUUCAUGUGGGAAUAACCCGACCUUACCAAUCGUCUAUCUCUUUUCCAAAACGCUUGCCACAAUUUUACAACGCGUUACGUAGUGCCUAAAAGCGUUAACUGACGAGCGUACCGCGACCUUGGUCUGGUCAAAAUAUCUCUUUCCCGCUCUCACUUAUAGCUGCGUCCUUAACGGACGUACGGCGGAUCACAUUACACUCGAUCGAACAGGGCUCGGACCGGACCAAGGUCGCGGUCCGGUAGGCCCGUCAUUGUCUUUAAUAUUGUAAAUUUGUAACUCCAAAGUUCCCAAAUUCAACAAUGGGUACAAUUUUUUUUAACGGAGGUACUAAAUAGACAAGUAAACAAGUUAGGUACAAAAAUAUGGUAUGCCUUUCAUUUUUUUUUAUUUAGGUACACCCGCCAUUCUGACUCUCACACUAAGGGAAUGACCGCGCAAGCUGAGUUUCAAAACAAACGUAUUUCCCAUAUUCAUCUCUGGAUAUCAACAUUAUUGAAAAUAUUUUGACACAAAGGGACCGUGCGCGUUGGAGGGUCUGCCAUCUUGUGGCCUGAAUCGGAACCAUAAACAGUACAUGUGCAUGUCACGUGUUUUCCUCUGCAUAGUAGGUUCUGCCAUCUUGUGGGCUACAUCGGAACAAUAAACAUCACAUUUACGCCUCCUACAGUUCAUGCACGCUCCCUAUAUGCCUCUUCGUUUGUUUUUUUUUUUUAAUUCAAACUAUUUCAACUUAGGUGCAUUUCAAAAUUUGUAUGGAAUUAGUUUUUCGCUUCAUACUCCUUUAAUAAUUAAUAAUCGAAAAAAGUCUAACGAAAGACCAUAGCUAUGUUAUGUACAUUAAAUUAUUAAAUUAUGAAAAAGUAUAUUCUCUAAUCAGUGGAAAAUGGGAACAUGUAUGGAGAAGCGGUCGUCCCCUAUCCUCUUAAGGAACCCUACCAUUAUCUGUCAACUGCAAAAAUAUAUAUAUAUACAUGUUAGAAUACAACAUAAAUAAUUUGCACUUCUGUACCAGUACAAAAUAUCGCCAAUUUUGUAAGGAUUAGUUGCCAUUUUCGAAUUUAUUUUUAUUGUGUACUAUUCAUCAUGUAGACAUGUAUCAAGUAGUUUGUUCGUCAAUAAUACACGUUAUUGCUUUAUAA